Mytilus trossulus (common blue mussel) is the source of this 641-nucleotide messenger RNA. RefSeq lists its product as uncharacterized. The coding region runs from base 34 to 600 and encodes 188 amino acids. Lineage: Eukaryota; Metazoa; Mollusca; Bivalvia; Mytilida; Mytilidae. The transcript is spliced from 4 exons. Gene Ontology annotation, biological process: intracellular calcium ion homeostasis. Gene Ontology annotation, cellular component: extracellular region. Gene Ontology annotation, molecular function: hormone activity. The record is from RefSeq and is a predicted model, not a curated record.
GCAUUGCUCUCACAAACAGAAUCAUUGUGCAUAAUGAUGAAAAUAACUGUGGUUAUAGUUAUCGUGCUAACAUUAAUUUUGGUAGAUAAAGGCGCGAAAGGGGAUCCAUCAAGAAGAAAUAAAAGAGGCUGGUUUUGGCGUUCCAGAUCUAGAACUUCGAAUUCUCAGUCAAUUAAACCAGUAGAUGCAUCGUGUACACGGAAAGGCCAAAAUGGUGACUGUGAAUUUUAUAGAUGCUUUGAAAAAAGAAGACAGUGUGGGUCAUCUGGUUAUCUAAUUGGUUACGGCUACAAGUACUGCGCCAGAUUUAGAAACCGAUACGACAGGUUCACAAGGGCUGGUAAAAAUUGGAUUGAUUGUGUAAGAUCAUGCUUGACAAGAAAACUGAUAGGAAAAUACCAGGAAAAUGUAGUCGGCCAAUGUGACGAAUUAAAAUCCUAUGCCUUUGACACCCACGUUAAUUGCUAUUUGAACUGUGGUUUUUGCAACAUGUAUACAUCAAAUUUAUUCGCUCUCAAUAGUGUGUACAAGUACUGGGACAUGCUGUCAGGAGAUGCAUAUAGACAAAUGAAAGCAGUUGCUGGCAGUUGUUUUGGUUAGCAUAGAUAUGCAUGAUAUACCAACAGUAACUAAAUAAGUAA